AAAUGGAGGCUCUCGCUCUGUUUGUGGUAUGGGAAUGCCUGAAUGCAAACCUUGCUCUCUUUCUUGAGAAAGACUACGAUGGCCAUGCUCAACCAAAUACUGAGAUCGCUGAAGAAACCAAAGGUACUGAGACUUGUAUGUCUUGCUUCAUCUGUUGUUGGAUUGCUCUGUUAUGCACUCAGUUCCUCUUUCAACCAUUUACUGGGAAACUGGAGCUGGUGGAAGAUGCUUCUUUAUAUUGUUUUCAGUUUCAUCGUUUUCCUUGCCGUCUUGUUCGCACCGGCAAGGUCGCGCUCCACCUCUCUCCGGCUGGAAUCUCAUGUGUCAUUUUUGGUUCUCAUAAUCACUUCUGUUUAUUCCUUUUUGUUUGAUAAUCUCGUGAAGGGUAAACCAGAUGCAUACAGCCUGGUCUCUUGUGCUGCUUUUGCUACCAUGUCACUUGGCUUGUCAAAUCUUACUCAAUUUGGAUUCCAGAUCGAUCUACUAUAUUUCUUCUGCGGAGGUCUACUAGUACAACUCAUGGAGAUCAAAAUGUGGUUAGUCAUUGUUGGAGGGAGCUUCAGUUAUUCCCUCAUUCAAAUUUGUGAUUAUCCGCGCCACACACAACGGGAGAAUCUUCCCCUCCAGCUCCAAAAUCUAGUAAACAUUCAAGUUGAUCCACGGAGUGUUAGUAGUAGCAGUCAUGAAGAAGCUUAUGCUGAUGUUGAUAGUACUCAAGGCACCUCACCAGAAGACGGGGAUCUAAGAUUCCAAGACCAUUUGCACACUCAAAAUAAUUCACCUUCACAAGAUGNAGGCCCAUCUUCCGUAGAUGACUCUCACUCUUCAUGA
Vigna umbellata (rice bean) is the source of this 831-nucleotide messenger RNA. The record is from RefSeq and is a predicted model, not a curated record. Lineage: Eukaryota; Viridiplantae; Streptophyta; Magnoliopsida; Fabales; Fabaceae.